Messenger RNA from Phaethon lepturus (White-tailed tropicbird), 1257 nucleotides. RefSeq names its product leucine rich repeat containing 34 (gene LRRC34). The record is from RefSeq and is a predicted model, not a curated record. The transcript is spliced from 10 exons. NCBI's taxonomy places the organism in Eukaryota, Metazoa, Chordata, Aves, Phaethontiformes, Phaethontidae. Bases 1 to 1257 code for a protein of 418 amino acids. Gene Ontology annotation, molecular function: protein binding.
AUGUCAGUUCGUCCAGAUCUUCACCAGCACUAUGUGCGGGCCUGCCAAAACUUGGGCCAACCCGAAAACCCCUUCAUUGCUCAUGUGCUUCAAGAAGCCGAUAAAAAUGAUAAAAUCAGGUGGACAAAAGGGAUCACAUUAAAAGUAGCUGGAAAUAAUCAUCUAGUGCCUGUGCAGAGAGUUACAGAUUACGAUCUUCAAGUUCUUGCCUCUGUCUUGCACAAUACUGUAUUUGUCACAGGUUUGGAUCUUAGGUGUAAUGUUUUGACUGAUGCUGGAGCAAAGCACAUGGCAACAUUCCUCCAGGAAAACUCCACUCUGCGGUACCUUAACCUGAUGUUUAAUGACAUUGGCACAAGUGGAGCAGAGCUGAUAGCAAGAGCACUCCAUAGGAAUGAAACUCUUGUGUAUUUGAGAAUGACUGGAAACAAAAUAGGAAACAAAGGUGGAAUGUUCUUUGCUUCAAUGCUACAAAUUAAUUCAACCUUAGAGAAGCUGGAUCUUGGAGACUGCGAUAUGGGUACGCAGUGUCUAAUAGCAAUAGCAACAGCCCUGACUCAGAACAGAUCAGUCAAAGCAAUAAACCUAAAUCGUCCUUUACUGUACAGCCAAGCGGAAGAGACCAGCGUUCAUGUAGCUCUGAUGUUGAAAAAUAACUCUUCUCUCGUGGAACUACACUUGUGCAAGCAUGAAAUGAAAAACUUUGGUGUAGAGCGACUGUGUGAAGCAUUGUAUGAAAACUCCAGCCUGAGAUACCUUGAUCUUAGCUGUAAUAAAAUAACCCAUGAUGGUGUAAAAUUUUUGGGAGAACUACUAAAACAAAACCAAACCCUGGAAAUCCUAGAUCUUAAUGCAAACCGAAUAGAAGAUGAUGGAGCCAUCUACCUGAGUGAAGCCUUGGCUUUGUACAACAGGACUCUUCAAGCGUUGUCAGUAGUAAGCAACAAUAUAAGUGGCAAAGGACUUUUAGCUCUUUCAGAUGCAAUGAAAACAAACAUGGAACUUUCCUAUAUUUACAUUUGGGGGAACAAAUGUGAUGAAGCCACCUGUAGGGCAUUUUCAGAAUUAAUUCAGACGGGCCGCUUGAAACUUAAUUGUACAGACGUGGAACCCUACGAAGUGGAUGGGCACGUUCACCUUGCAGAGCUCUCCCAUGGCCUUAAGAAGCAUUACUACUGGACACCAAGUUGUGAGGAGGCAACCGACAAAGAUGCUAAUGCCAGCCUGGCAAUUGUAGCUGUGUCAGAGCACUUGUGA